AUGGCGCAAGAAGCGAAUGAACACGAAGGUCCUCUCCAGGCAGAUCCCAAUGAUGACGAGGAGCAAGACAGAAUGGAUCUAGGCCAUCACAUCUACCGUCUCAUCCUCGGCGGUGAUCUUUUCCUCGCGCCCAUCGGCGAUAAAGUCAAGCGCGUUCUCGAUCUCGGCACGGGAACAGGUAUCUGGGCUAUGGACUUCGCCGACGAAUAUCCCCAAGCCGAAGUCCUUGGCACUGAUCUAAGCCCCAUUCAACCCCCAUGGUACAUCCCCUCCCCUCGCCAUCACCUCUCUAACAUCCCCAGGACCCCACCAAACUGCGUCUUCGAAGUCGAUGACUUCGAAUCAGACUGGCUCUUCCGCCAGCCCUUUGACUUUAUCCACGCGCGCGAACUAGAAGGCUGCAUCAGCAACAAUGCACAGUUCUUCAUCCGCGCUCUGGCAAGUCUAGCACCGGGUGGAUAUCUCGAAAUGCAGGCUGUGCACUCUGAGUUCAAAUCCGACGACAACACGAAAGAAAAGGCGAAAAACGCGCUGCUUUGGAUGAAGACUAUGGUUGAGGGGUCUUCUAAAUUCGGAAAGCCAUUGAAUGUCGCGCCCGGAUGGAAGAAGGAGAUGGAGGAUGCUGGGUUUGUGGAUGUUGAGCAAAAGAUUCUCAAGGUGCCUAUUGGAUCUUGGCCUAGGGAUCCGAAACUCAAAGAGAUUGGCAAAUUUCAGUCUGUGCAGGAAGCGCAGGUUAUUACAUCGUAUACGCCUGGUAUAUUCUCGCGUGUUCUUGGGUGGAGUGAUGAGGAGAUUCAGGUGUUUAUGGCAAAGGUGAAGAAGGAUCUUUCUAAUCCGAGCAUUCAUCUUUAUCUUCCUGUUUAUUUCAUCUGGGGAAGGAAACCAGAGUGA
This is a messenger RNA of Fusarium musae, 891 nucleotides long. RefSeq lists its product as uncharacterized. Lineage: Eukaryota; Fungi; Ascomycota; Sordariomycetes; Hypocreales; Nectriaceae. Gene Ontology annotation, molecular function: methyltransferase activity. The coding region runs from base 1 to 891 and encodes 296 amino acids. The record is from RefSeq and is a predicted model, not a curated record. The transcript has 4 exons.